AAAGAUUUGUUAACACGCUUAGUGAUAAAAAAAACUCUUUAAAUACCCAAAUCAAUUACUUCAUCAAAACCCUAAAUUGAACUCAAUCAAAAUGUCGGCGCAAGAACAAGUUCGAAACAUUUGCAUUCUAGCACACGUUGAUCAUGGCAAAACAACGUUAGCGGAUCACUUAAUCGCAUCUUGUGGUGGAGGAGUUUUACAUCCAAAACAAGCAGGUAAAUUACGAUUCAUGGAUUAUCUUGAUGAAGAACAAAGAAGAGCAAUUACCAUGAAAAGUUCAUCAAUUUGUUUACAAUAUAAAUCUCAUUUAAUUAAUUUAAUUGAUUCUCCUGGUCAUAUGGAUUUUUGUAGUGAAGUUUCAACUGCAGCAAGGUUAAGUGAUGGCGGGUUAGUUUUAGUUGAUGUAGUUGAAGGUGUUCAUAUUCAAACUCACGCUGUUUUAAGACAAGCUUGGAUUGAGAAACUAACCCCAUGUUUAGUUUUAAACAAGAUUGAUAGGUUAAUUUGUGAAUUAAAGAUGACGCCCAUGGAAGCUUAUACUAGAUUAUGGAAGAUAGUUCUUGAGGUUAAUAGUAUAGUGAGUGGAUAUAAAUCUGAGAAAUAUUUAUCAGAUAUUGAUUCUAUUCUUGCUAGCGGGUCGAACAGUGAAUUGGGUUGUGAUCAAGAUUAUGAAUUUGUGGAAGAUGAUCAGGAAGAUAUGUUUCAACCUCAAAAGGGUAAUGUGGUUUUUGGUUGUGGAUUGGAUGGAUGGGGUUUUAGUGUGGAGGAGUUUGCUGAGUUUUAUGCAUCUAAACUUGGAGCGAGUACCGCUGCUUUGAGAAAGGCGUUAUGGGGUCCUUGGUAUUUUAACACCAAGAGUAAGAGAAUAGUGGGAAAGAAAGCAAUGGGAGGGGGCAGUAAGGUUCGUCCGAUGUUCGUUCAGUUUGUUUUGGAACCUUUGUGGCAGGUUUAUCAGGCGGCUCUUGAGCCCGAUGGUGACAAGGGGAUGUUAGUGAAGGUGAUUAAAUCAUUUAAUUUGUCCGUUCCAUCACGUGAGCUUAGUAAUAAGGAUCCUAAAGCUGUUCUUCAAGCUGUGAUGAGUCGCUGGUUGCCGCUUUCUGAUACUGUGUUGUCGAUGGUUAUAAGGUGUAUGCCAGACCCUGUAACAGCACAGGGUUGGCGAAUUGGUAGGUUACUUCCUAAGAGGGAGGUUGUGGAUAAGGUGGCUGAGUCUGAGGUGUUUUCUGAGGCUGAAUUCACAAGGAAGUGUGUGGAAAAAUGUGAUUCUAGUUCUGAUGCUCCGACUGUUGCUUUUGUUUCUAAGAUGUUUGCUGUUCCGAGGAAGAUGAUUCCUCAAUUGGGUCCAAAUGGGGAAAUAUUGAAUAAUUCGACUGAUGAAUAUGGGAAUAACACGGAAUCUGAUGAAUGUUUUCUUGCAUUUGCUAGGAUCUUUAGUGGAGUUCUUACUUCAGGACAGAAAAUCUAUGUUCUUUCUGCUUUGUAUGACCCACUUAAAGGGGAAACAUCACAGAAGCAUUUGCAGGUUGCAGAACUACAGUCAUUGUAUCUGAUGAUGGGGCAGGGUUUAAAACCUGUUGCCUCGGCCAAGGCUGGGAAUGUGGUAGCUAUACGAGGACUUGGACAGCAUAUCUUGAAAAGUGCUACUCUUUCAUCAACUAAGAACUGUUGGCCUUUCUCAAGCUUGAUGUUUCAAGUUUCUCCAAUGCUAAAAGUUGCCAUUGAACCUUCCGACCCGUCAGAUAUGAGUGCUCUCAUGAAGGGUUUGAGGCUAUUAAAUCGCGCAGAUCCAUUUGUUGAGGUGUCAGUGUCUUCCAGAGGAGAACAUGUGCUUGCUGCUGCAGGAGAGGUGCAUCUCGAGAGAUGCACAAAAGAUUUGAAAGAAAGGUUCGCCAAAGUGAGCUUGGAAGUCUCGCCUCCUCUGGUUUCUUACAAAGAGACUAUUGAGGGUGAGGGACCGAAUCCAUUGGAUAAUUUAAAAGUACUGUUAGGAAAUACCGACUUUGUUGAAAAAACAACUCCCAAUGGAAGAUGCACUGUCAGAGUACAUGUCAUGAAGCUUCCAACUGCACUCACUAAGUUGCUUGAUGAGAAUUCAGACACUCUUGGAGAAAUUAUUAGUGGUAAACUCGGUCAAACUUAUAAGAAGUUGGAAUCCCAGAUAGGUUCUGUUGCAGAAGAUGAAGAGCCACUUGAAGCACUAAGGAAACGCAUUACGGAUGCUGUAGAAAGUGAUAUUGUUUCUGCUGUUGGGGAAAAUGACACUGAUAAGAUUCAAAAGUGUAAGCUUUUAUGGGAUCAGCUUCUCGAGAGGAUUUGGUCGCUGGGUCCUGGCCAGGUUGGCCCUAAUUUACUCAUUACCCCAGAUUCUAAAGAUAAAAAUACGGAGGAUUCAAUAAUCGUUCCUGGAUACUCGCACGUGUCUGCUAAACUGGGUUUUAUAGAUGAUUCUAAAAAUUCGUGUUCUGCCCAGGUUGAUCAAGCACUUUAUGCAGAAGCUGUUAGUCUGGAAAGUAGUGUAGUGUCUGGUUUUCAAAUUGCUACUUCAGCUGGUCCAUUGUGUGAUGAACCUAUGUGGGGCUUGGCAUUUAUCGUUGAGGCUUACAUUUCUUCAGCAUCCACUCAAUCCAGUGAGGCUGAUAAUUCUCAACAGCUAUUGGAGCAGUAUGGCAUGUUCACUGGUCAGGUCAUGACAGCAGUGAAAGAAGCGUGUCGAGCUGCUGUACUUCAGAAGAAACCCCGUCUUGUUGAAGCGAUGUACUUUUGUGAGCUGACCACCCCAGUUGAGCAUCUUGGAGCCAUGUACAGUGUACUUGCUCGAAGGAGAGCAAGAAUAGUGAAGGAAGAGAUGAUAGAAAGUUCAUCGUUGUUCACCGUCCAUACUUAUUUGCCGGUAUCUGAAAGCUUUGGGUUUGCAGAUGAGCUUAGGAAAUGGACUUCUGGGUCUUCAAGUGCGCUUCUUGUUCUUAGUCAUUGGGAACAACUUAUGGAGGAUCCUUUCUUUGUUCCGAAAACAGAGGAAGAGAUUGAAGAGUUUGGAGAUGGUUCAAGUGUUCCUCGAAAUACAGCUAGAAAACUGAUUGAUGCUGUGAGGCGGAGAAAAGGAUUGCCUGUGGAGGAAAAGGUUGUUCAGCAUGCAACUAAGCAGAGGACUCUGGCUCGGAAGGUUUAGAACUUUGUUGAUUUCUGUGUUUUUUUUUUUUUUUUUGUUUUUUAACUAUAAUUCAGUGAUCACUGAUCAGUCUUGUGAUUUAUUGGAUAUAAUUUUGGUAGAUGUUCUGAAUACAAAACCUUAUAAAUAUAAUCAAAAAUACAAUGUUUUUGUGAUUUUGGA
Molecule: messenger RNA, 3331 nt
Organism: Amaranthus tricolor (Joseph's coat)
Lineage: Eukaryota; Viridiplantae; Streptophyta; Magnoliopsida; Caryophyllales; Amaranthaceae
Exons: 1
Coding region: 92-3169 (1025 amino acids)
Biological process (GO): cytosolic ribosome assembly
Cellular component (GO): cytosol; ribonucleoprotein complex
Molecular function (GO): GTPase activity; GTP binding; ribosome binding
Source: RefSeq, a predicted model, not a curated record